AUGGUUUUGCCCCAAUAUUCUCAACCAGUGGCAGUUCGUGGUGCUGCUGAAUGUGAAUCCACCUGUUUGAACAACUGCUCUUGCACUACCUAUGCUUACGACAGCAGUGGGUGUUCAAUCUGGGUUUUAGACCUCUUGAAUCUGCAACAACUUCCACAAGAUGGCGAAGGAGAUUGGUCAAAGGCAGGUGAGGGUUCAUUGGCGGCUUUCGGCUACAAGGAUUUGCAAAAUGCGACCAAAAAUUUCUCAGAAAAAUUGGGCGGAGGAGGUUUUGGCUCUGUUUUCAAGGGAACAUUGCCUGAUUCAACCGUCACCGCUGUGAAGAGGCUUGAAAGCAUCAGCCAAGGAGCGAAGCAGUUUCGGACAGAAGUUAGCACAAUUGGGGCAGUCCAGCAUGUCAAUCUUGUACGGCUUCGUGGGUUUUGCUCUGAAGGUGAUAUAAAGUUGUUGGUAUAUGAUUACAUGCCAAAUGGCUGA
Ilex paraguariensis (yerba mate) is the source of this 477-nucleotide messenger RNA. The record is from the annotation of a GenBank genome assembly. NCBI's taxonomy places the organism in Eukaryota, Viridiplantae, Streptophyta, Magnoliopsida, Aquifoliales, Aquifoliaceae.